This is a messenger RNA of Numida meleagris (helmeted guineafowl), 3973 nucleotides long. Its product is annotated as serine/arginine repetitive matrix protein 2-like. Gene Ontology annotation, cellular component: nucleus. Lineage: Eukaryota; Metazoa; Chordata; Aves; Galliformes; Numididae. The record is from RefSeq and is a predicted model, not a curated record. Bases 1874 to 3835 code for a protein of 653 amino acids. The transcript has 9 exons.
CAAAAAGAGACCGUGAGCCAGAGUGGAAUUGCUCCCUUGGGUAAUAUGGUCUUUGUUUCCACGGCCUACUGUGAUCCUCUUGUUCAAGUGCACUGCACAUUUCCUUUCUAUGUGAAACACUACUAUUUCCAGUUCAUAAAAUGAUUCAAAAGGUCAUUAUCAAAGACUGGCUUCUCUGAGGGUUCUAACAUUCACAGGCUUAUACAGAUUCCUUUAAAUUUUUCUGUGGCCUAUGGCACAGGGUUAAUGAUCCUGAAAUAUAGUCAUCUAAACAAAGUUCCACAAAUUCUCCUGAAUUAUUUACCUUUACAUGGAGCUUAAAAAAAAGGCCCACAUCCACAGAACUACAUAAUUUACAGGAAUAACCAGCAUGAAACUUUUAUAUUUGAAAGAAAUGUACCAAAUAUGACUAAAUUUUCCUACUGCAAGUAGUACCUGCCCAGAGGUGAGAGGCCAGCCACAGAGGCACCGAGCUGAUGAGGGCUGCUGUGAUCUUUCCAAUAACGAUGCCCGAGUAGGUCUCCAGUAUGGCUGCAGUUCCGGCCAAGGACAGCUCUGUUCCUGCAUCUGACAAGGCAAGUCUUGCCAGCAUGUCAAUGGAGGCAAUGUCAAAUGCCUUCCAAAAGUCCAGUUAGAUUAUAUGAGCUGCAGUUCCUUUGUCCACCAAUGCCAUCACUCCAUUCAUUGCAGAAGGCCACCAGGUUGGUCAGGCAUGAUCUGCUGAUCUGCCCUUGGUGAAGCUGUGCUGGCUCUCCAUGAUCUUCCCAUACAGAGGUGAGAGGCCCACCAGCCAGUAGUUCCCUGCAUCUUCCUUUCUACCUUUCUUAAAAAUGGGAGUGAUAUUUCCUUUUUCCAGAGCCCGGAGACUACACCAGACAUCCAUGACAUUCAAAUACGAUGGAGAGUGGCUUGGGAAUCACAUCAGCCAGCCCCUUCAGUACCCUGGGAUACACGUCCCUACAGAGACUUGUACACACCCAGCCUCCUCAGGUGGUCUUAAACUUACUCUUUGUUUACGGUGGGAGGGAUUUUGCUCCCCCAACUCUCACCUACAGACACAGGGACGUGAGAGAUGUGGGAAGUCUGAGUGCCAGUGAAGACUGAAGCAAAGAACUUGUUGAGUACCUCAGCCUUCUUGCUGCCAUUUCUCCCUUCUCCUUGAACAGAAAGGGUACACUCUCCUUGGCCUUCCUCUUCCAUCCAACAUACCUACAGAAUCCCUUAAAUCAGACCGGUGUCCUGCCCAGCCCUCUAGACAUGAGGACAAGUGCUGUACCUGCCCAUGGCAGGCCUGGCCCUUUAUUGUCCUGUGAGUGUUGGCCUCAGCUUCAUGGAGACGCUGGAAACAGGCUCAGGGUGGAAGAGCAGCGGUGCCCGAGUGUGGCUCCAGGGCUGCAGUCCUGGCCAAGGACAGCUCUGUCCCAGCUUCUGGCAAGGGGAGUGUUGCCCGCGGGUUGAAGGAGGCAAACCUUCCUCCCCGCUUCAUGGCCAGCAGCAGGCACCUCACUGCACUGCCUGCAACAGCCGCCAUCUUGCUUGGGUGCCAAGGGCCCACACCCUCACCCCUCAGUGAGGUAGUGAUUGUCUCACAGUGGGUGGCAGGGAGUGACCACUGUGACCCAUGGGGCCAGGACCAGCUUAGGCCAGGCCAGGCUCAGACCGUGUGUCAGUACGACCUGGUGAGGUGCAGAGAGGGCAGGGAGGAAGGGGCUGCCUGAGGCUGCUGAGUGAGGAGGGGUCCCCAUGCCUCAGGGGCCUGAGCUGCUAACUCUCUCAUUCUUCUUCUCCCUCAGUGUUGGCAGAGGAGAGUGUGGAGGAGAAAGCCCAGCACUGACUGGGCAGCGACUCCAAGUGCUCACUGUCGACGUGCGCCAUGUCCAAAAGGAAGCAGAAGACCUCCAACUUGGAGGAGGAAGUAUGCAUGCUGUGUCGCCGGGCAGAUGUUCACCCGGACAUCUGCGGGCCCACACUUAGCAAGAGUGGGAUUUGCGUCCAUAAGUUUUGCUUGUUUUUUGCCAAUGGCCUUUAUGAACAAAGUACCCUAACGAGGGUAGCUCUGGAGUUCCCCCUUGAUGUCAUCAGAUCCGCAAUCGAGGAGGCAGAGCAGAAGCACUGCUUUGUUUGUGGAGAGAGGGGGGCCUCCAUCUGCUGUGCAGAGACAGCCUGUGAACGCAGUUUCCAUCUGCCCUGCGCCAUGGAUGGUGAAUGUAUCAUGCGCUUCUUUGGGCAGCACAGGUCCUACUGCUGUGAGCACCGCCCCGAGCAGGUAGUGGGGGAAGAACCAGAGCAAGACACAAAAUGCAUCAUCUGCCUGGAGCCCGUGGGGGACAAAAAGUCCUACCACACCAUGGUGUGCCCAGUGUGCACACAGGCUUGGUUCCACCGGAGCUGCAUCCAGGGACAGGCCAUUAAUGCUGGCAUUCUGCGCUUCCGAUGUCCCGUCUGCAGAGACAGGACGGAAUUCGUUACAGAAAUGCAGCUCUUUGGGAUCCAAAUCCCAGCCAGAAGACCAACAUGGGAGGACCAGGAGAGCUAUGCAGUGCUGCAUGAGAGGCACAGCCGUUGCGAUGUCAGCGAGUGCCUUUACACAGAAGGCAGGGAGCAAGCAGAGGAGGAGGGGCCCUGGCAGCUGCUCCUUUGCAUCUCCUGUGCUGGGCAAGGCACCCACCGGCACUGCUCCUCCUUGAGCGACAGCACAACCACCUGGGAGUGUGACAUCUGUGCUGGUGUGGGCACAGCCUCCAGUGCCAAGUCGCAGCUUGCCGGUCCCAGCACUGCCAGCCAGGAGGCGGAGGGGCCAUCUCAUAGCUCCCCAGCUCCUCACAACGACAGAUCCGACUCCACCAGCCAGGCAGCAGCGGAGUCAUCUCGCAGUUCCCAGCUGCCUGAGCACAGCAGCCAGUCCAGCCGGCCCAGGACAAGACAGAGGAAAAGCUGCAUACAUGUGUCUAACCAGCACCAGGGACACCAAGGGAGCAGCCAUACACCAGCUCCAGGUGCUGAGAGCAGCACCCACGGAUCCACCAGCCAGCGGGAAGUGGGGCACUCCCGCAAUUCCCCAGCGGCUGAACGCAGAAGGCAACCCAGGCAGCAGGGAACAAGCAAGACAAGAAGCCGCUCCCCACUAAAGGGUCGUGCCUCAAAUUCCCCGAGCCAGCUCAGAAGAUCUCGUGGCAGCAGACGGCCUCCAGCAUCAAGAGGUGCUGAGAGCAGCACCCAUGGAUCCACCAGCCAGCGGGAAGUGGGGCACUCCCGCAAUUCCCCAGCGGCUGAACGCAGAAAGCAACCCAGGCAGCAGGGAACAAGCAAGACAAGAAGCCGCUCCCCACUAAAGGGUCGUGCCUCAAAUUCCCCGAGCCAGCUCAGAAGAUCUCGUGGCAGCAGACGUACUCCAGCAUCAGGAGGUGCUGAGAGCAGCACCCACGGAUCCACCAGCCAGAGGGUGUCCAGAAAUUCCCUGGGGGCUGGAAACGUAAAAUGCGACAGACAGCAGGACACAAGCCAGAGACAAAGCCACUCCUCCCUACAAGGUCUGGCCUCAAAUUCCUCAAGCGAGCCCCGAAGACACCGCGGCACCAGAUGUAUGCCAGCCCCAGGUGCCGAGAGCAGCACCCACAGCUCUGCCAGACAGGCGACAUCGGGGUCCUCCAGGGAUUCCCUGCUGCCUGAACACAGAAGACGUUCCAAGCAGCGAGGGCAGACCCAGGCACGAAGCCGUUCCCCACGGGAACGUCAGCCUUCCAAUUCCCAAAGACAGUCUGGAGGACGCCACGGCCGCGGUUCCAGACAGCGGCGGCCAUCUCGGGCACGAAGCCGCUCCCGGGUCCAGCCCUGAAGACACUGCAGGAGCAGCCCUGUACCAGAGCCACGUGCCGGCUCCUUUCGCCAGCAGCCUACCCAAUAAAGUUAAAACCAAAAAGUCAACCCCAAAAAAGCUAUAUAGUGUCUACUCUCUACACUACGAGCUGAAUAC